AUGUUCACACCUCGACAAGUCGCCAAAACAUUCGUAGCAACUGAGCAAAGCGAAGGCGUCGGUGCUCGUGUAUAUCGAUCCGUCGGUUCAGUUCAGCUGCCCAAACUCGAUCCGUUUCUUGUACUGGAUGAAGCAUUCUAUGGGCUUCCAGGAGGCUUCCCUGACCACCCUCACCGUGGAUUUGAGACGGUAUCAUACGUCUUGCCAUCGUCCAAAGGCAAGUCGCACCAUGAAGACUUUUUAGGCACCGAAGGUGAGCUGGGCCCUGGCGAUCUGCAAUGGAUGACUGCUGGACGAGGAAUUGUGCACUCAGAAAUGCCGAAGAAUGGGGACCGCGUCCACGGUCUCCAACUUUGGGUUAACCUCCCAAAGCAGCGCAAAAUGGUCGAGCCCCGCUACCAAGAAGUGCCCUCCGAGUCUGUGCCCCACGCUUUCAAUGAGGAUAAAAGUGUCGAGGCAUUGGUAUUUGCAGGCGAAGUGUUUGGCCAGCGCGGUCCAAUCGAAACUGAAGCUACUGUCACAUACGUCCACUUCAUUCUAAACUCCGGCGCGAAGCUGGAGUACCCUGUUUCUUCGACCCACAACGCUCUAGUCUACGCGAUUGGCGGUAAAGGUCGGUGUCUUGAUAACACAAUUGAGCCUCAUCAAGCCAUCGUAAUGGAGCUAGGCGGAGAUGGAGUGUUAUUGACAGCGGCCGAUAACGACAAACUUGAGGUGAUCGUGAUGACAGGUGAACCUCUUAACGAACCAGUGGUACAGGAUGGCCUGUUCGUCAUGAGUUCCAACGAGGAAAUCCGCCAAACUUUUGAGGACUUCCGUCUCGCACAGAAUGGUUUUGAAAAUGCACGUACCUGGAAGUCGAAGCAUGGUUUCAAGCGAGAUUUCCAAAUGCCCUGA
This is a messenger RNA of Phytophthora nicotianae INRA-310, 897 nucleotides long. RefSeq lists its product as hypothetical. NCBI's taxonomy places the organism in Eukaryota, Oomycota, Peronosporomycetes, Peronosporales, Peronosporaceae. The coding region runs from base 1 to 897 and encodes 298 amino acids. The transcript has a single exon. The record is from RefSeq and is a predicted model, not a curated record.